Diutina rugosa is the source of this 1197-nucleotide messenger RNA. It is a transcript of the gene RTT109, whose product is annotated as H3 histone acetyltransferase. Bases 1 to 1197 code for a protein of 398 amino acids. Gene Ontology annotation, cellular component: nucleus. NCBI's taxonomy places the organism in Eukaryota, Fungi, Ascomycota, Pichiomycetes, Serinales, Debaryomycetaceae. Gene Ontology annotation, biological process: DNA damage response. Gene Ontology annotation, molecular function: histone H3K56 acetyltransferase activity. The transcript has a single exon. The record is from RefSeq and is a predicted model, not a curated record.
AUGCAGCUGGACGCAGUAAAUGUAAAACCACUAAUCCUGGGAAAUCCGCGCCCCGUCUCUUAUAAGGUUCGACAUUAUUUUGAACUCUUGACCGAGGACAAUAUUGUGGUGAUGGGUAUUGAAAUAUUUGUUUAUUUGCAAGUAUACAACGCGUAUUUUGAACAAUACGUUUUCGUACCCAAAUGCGAUACUGUUGGACUUGAGCGACUCGAUUUUAAGGUGGGAAAAGUCGUGGAAGUAUGCCUUCAGUGGGUCUUAAAAUAUUCGCCAAACAACUACAAAACCCCUCGAAAAAAUUGCCAAGAAGAGUCAUCGAAACUGUUUUCCACAGAUCCCGAAACAGUAUACCGCAUCCGGCGUCUCCAAAAGAUGCUCAAAGAUGACAAUUCAUUAAUCCAGCGGUGGAAUUCAUAUCCCAAAUUUAAGGAUGAUUCAAUCAACAGCAAGAUAUUUAUCUCACUUCCACCUAAACGAAGAUUACAUAUCGCAUUCUUCACGAAAGCUUCACCGCUGUACUUGUUUCCAAACCUGGAUCGUAAUCCUUUCAAACGUGUUGCAAGCGGUCCAAAGCUUUUGCGAUGGUGGAUGCGUAUUGUUGGAAAUGUCACAAAUGAUCAAAAGUGGAAACGUUGUCUUGAUAUCCCUGGAGCCGAUGCCAAUGAGAUCGCUAAGUAUUUGGGAGAUGGUUGGCAACAUGGAAAUAUCUAUGCUAAAGAUGGUCUCGCAGUGAAAUCCAUCCCGUUAUUCCCUGAUGACCCAAAGGGAAGAUUUCUUGAACAUUUGAUUGUUGAAGGUAGGCAUUCGAAAGUUUCAACUAAGAGCUUUUACCAUGAGAUAGGUUUUCGACAGGAAUUCAGAUUGGGAGAUGUUGUUGGAUUGAUCGGAUGCACCUUAAAGCUGGACGAGUUCAAUUCUGCACAAGAUGAAACAAUCCUACCUAUUACACUGCUCUCAUCGUAUAAACGAUUCCUACGAGACACAAAAAGUAUUGAUUAUUCAAAUCGUUCUCAAAGUAUAAUGGAUACUAAGUCAAUACUUGAAGAGGCCAACGUCUUCAACUUCCGAGGAUUAUGCUCUGAAUGUUUGCAGAGCUCGUCACAGCUGCAGAAGCUUCCUGUUAACAACCUUCAAAACCUAAUUAAAAAGCGACCUGCCAAUGAUCUUACAGCUCAGAUCAGGAAGAAGGCCAAAAAAUAG